UUUAAAAAAAUCAUGUGUGAGCAGUUCAGUCUUUGUUAAAUUCAACUGAUCAAAUUAGAAAAAUAAUUUUUUUUUUUAAUUUGACAUAAAAAAAUGGCAUCAUCUUCUAAUAUGAAACAAUUAACAUCAUCUAUACCAAAAUAUGGUGAACGAAAAAAUUGGAUACCUCGUUGUGAUGCUGAUUACGGUGGUGGUGGUGCAUAUCCCGAAAUUCAUGUUGCACAAUAUCCAUUGGAUAUGGGCCGAAAACCGUCCAAAAAAAGUAAUGCAUUGCCUGUUCAAUAUGAUGCCGAAGGAAAUAUUAAAUAUGAUGCUAUAUUACGUCAAUCAUCUGAUCGAAAUAAAAUAAUUUACAGUAAAUUACAAGAUUUACUUCCAAGUGAAGUUUUGAAUCCCGAAGAGCUAGCAAAACCAGAUGAAGAAGAAGUGCAUAAAACAACUGAAGCUACUAAAGCCGCAUUAGAAAAAUUAAUUAAUAGUAAAAUAUCAGCUGCAUUACCGGUACGACAUGCCGAAAAAACUGAAGAAGCUCAGUACAUUCGUUAUACUCCAUCACAACCGGGCGAAGGUCAUAAUUCUGGAGCUGAACAACGAAUCAUUAGAAUUGUCGAUGUUCAACGUGAUCCGCUCGAACCACCACGGUUCAAGAUUAACAAAAAAAUCCCUCAAGCUCCUCCAUCACCGCCACCACCUGUUAUGCACAGUCCAACAAGAAAAUUGACUGUUAAAGAACAGCAAGAAUGGCGUAUUCCACCUUGUAUAUCAAAUUGGAAAAAUGCACGUGGUUAUACAAUACCAUUGGAUAAACGUUUAGCUGCUGAUGGUCGUGGGCUUCAACAGGUUCAUAUUAAUGAAAAUUUCGCCAAACUUUCCGAAGCAUUGUAUAUAGCUGAUCGAACUGCUCGAGAAGCCGUUGAAUCACGUUCACAAAUGGAACGAAAAAUGGCACAGAAAGAAAAAGAAAAGAAAGAAGAAAGUCUUAGACAAUUGGCCCAAAAAGCUCGAGAGGAACGAGCCGGUAUUCGAUCAACAGCUCCUGGUGAUAGUAGUGAUGACGAUGAUGAAGUGAAAGAAAGAAAUCAAAUUCGACAGGAACGACAAAAAGAACGACAACGAGAAAAGAAUUUGAUGCGUGCUGCACCAGAACGACGAUCAAAAUUAGAACGUCAACGUGAACGUGAUAUAAGUGAACAAGUCGCUUUAGGCAUGGCUAAUCCACGAAUGAAUGCUAACGAAGUUCAAUUUGAUCAACGAUUAUUUAAUCAGGCCAAAGGUCUGGGCACUGGAUUUGGUGAUGAUGAAGAUUAUAGUGUUUAUGAUAAACCAUGGCGAUCAGCACAAGCAAUGUCACAGAAUAUUUAUAGGCCAACAAAAAAGAAUGAUAAUGAAGUAUAUGGUGAUGAAUUAGAACAAUUAUCAAAAAAUCGAUUUGUUCCUGAUAAAGAAUUUUCCGGUGCUGAUCGUUCGACUAAACGUGAUGGACCAAUACAAUUCGAGAAACAACCAGAAGAUGAUGAUCCAUUUGGUUUGGAUAAAUUUUUAACCGAAGUCAAAAAAGCAAGUAAACGACCUGAAGCAUCAUCGGCUACAUAUGAAAAUAGAAAUAAAGCAGAUGAAGGGAAAACACCGGAAGAAAUUGAAGCCAAAAAGAAAGCAUAUGCUGAAAAGAUUAAACAGAGAAGAGCCGAAAUGGAUGAAAAAGAAAAAGAAGCUGAAAGAUUAAAAGAGUUACAACGUCGUCGAGAGGGAAAAGAUAUGGGAAAAGUUCGUGAUGAAUUACAGCGUAAACAACAGGAAACUUAUAUAGAAAGUUUAAAACGUGAAAAAGAUGAAGAAAAAGCAGCAAGAGAUAAAAUUCUUAAACAAAUUGAGCUUGAUAAAGCUGAACGUAGAGCCCGAGCACAAGGUAUUCCGACGGGAGCGAAUCCUUCAACGUCAUCCGCAGUCAUAACUCCUUCCAAACCGAGUCUUGUAUCUACAGCUUCCAAAACAGGUAAAACUAAAUUGGCAAUUCGAUUAUUGGACGGUACUCAAGUGGUUGAAGAAUUUGACGAUAAAGAAGUACUUUCAGCCGUUCGGGCUUAUAUUGUAACUCAGAAGAAUAUCGAUUUUAACAUAACAUUUACAAUGCCUCUUCGACCACCAUUCACUGAAGAAGAUAUGACCAAAUCAUUAUUUGUACUUGGACUUUCUCCAAAUGCUCGUUUACAAGUGGUCAAACGUACAUCAUAGAAGCUUUUUAAUUGAUAUUUUUUAAAAAAAUAAAGGUUUUCACCAAUGCCCACAUUUA
This is a messenger RNA of Dermatophagoides pteronyssinus (European house dust mite), 2290 nucleotides long. Its product is annotated as UBX domain-containing protein 1-like. Lineage: Eukaryota; Metazoa; Arthropoda; Arachnida; Sarcoptiformes; Pyroglyphidae. The record is from RefSeq and is a predicted model, not a curated record. Gene Ontology annotation, biological process: negative regulation of protein ubiquitination; negative regulation of protein K48-linked deubiquitination; negative regulation of proteasomal ubiquitin-dependent protein catabolic process. Gene Ontology annotation, molecular function: K48-linked polyubiquitin modification-dependent protein binding. Gene Ontology annotation, cellular component: cytoplasm; nucleus.